Ilex paraguariensis (yerba mate) is the source of this 345-nucleotide messenger RNA. NCBI's taxonomy places the organism in Eukaryota, Viridiplantae, Streptophyta, Magnoliopsida, Aquifoliales, Aquifoliaceae. The record is from the annotation of a GenBank genome assembly.
AUGAACUAUUUAAUUGAGAAGGAUGACUUUGUGGAGGAUGGUUGUGAUGUGAUUGACAGUGAUGGUGGCUUUGUGGUGCUCAAUGGAUGGGUAGUGGCGCUAAUGGCAAUGGAUGAUGGUGAAGGCUUUUCAAGAGCAGCUUGUUUUACAUUUGCAAUUGUUUGGCAGGAGGGCUUAUCUGUUGCAGCUGUGAGCCGCCGCCUUGUGAGAGAAGCUGUUCGGGAGCAGUGGGGUUUUGUUCUUGUGGCCACAACACGACUUCUAGUUUUGUUUGCAGCUGUUGGAUGUUGCGUGUUGCCCACUGUGGACCGUGUGUCAGCAGAGUUCUGGGAAGCUUUAUGGCAG